AUGUUUUGUGGUGCCACCAUCAGCACAAAGCCACCCUCGAGACAGCGAGGGUCUGACCCAGAUGUGACCAGAGCUGUCCUCCUGGCCGGUCAAGUCCAACGGAAGUCUCCGGAGUCCCGCCCGCUCGCCCACGUUCCCCGCUCGCCCCUCCCUCCAGCAGCACCACGUUUCCUGUCAAAACAAACGCUUGGGGGAGGGGACUGUCAGGGCAGAGCCCAGCGACCGAGAAACCCGGCAACAAGCCCCAAACACAGGCCGAGGUCCGGCCCGGCUGGGCUCCACCCCGCCUCAGCCCCACUCUCCGGGAUCGGGGGCAGCGGGGACAGCAUCACUGGGUGCCCGGAGCGUCUCGCGCCCCCAGCGCAGUCGCUGGCACGCACCCAAAGGGUUGUCAUCACGGCCCAGCAGACCCGGAGCAGCCUGGGCACCGCCGCCACUGAGCCCCCACUUCAGAUCCCGACUAGGGGGGAGCAAAUGCCUGGACUUCGGAGCCCUCCCGCUGCCCUGAGGAGAGGCGGUCCCCGCAGAUCCCACGGCUCCUCCCCUGGGAUGGGUUUCCAUAGUGAAGGCCGAGGACGGCUCGGAUUGAAAGCCGUUUGGACUGGAGAAGACAGACUCCCCCGACUCACUAAUGGUACUAGAGAAGGGACAGGAAAACAAGCCAAUAAUCGAGGGGGCUUGUGAUCGGGAGCGGAGGGGAGAAAAGCAAGCUGGACUAAUACGGACACUAGAAAACAAGGCACGGAAUGUUCAAACAGCAACCACGUACCUUCUGUUCAAAUUGUUGUGAACCUAAA
Microtus ochrogaster (prairie vole) is the source of this 797-nucleotide messenger RNA. RefSeq lists its product as uncharacterized. The coding region runs from base 1 to 684 and encodes 227 amino acids. The transcript is spliced from 3 exons. The record is from RefSeq and is a predicted model, not a curated record. Lineage: Eukaryota; Metazoa; Chordata; Mammalia; Rodentia; Cricetidae.